AAAAAGGAGGCGUCGAAGUGGCAGUCUGGGAAGUCAAGGGAAAAACAACAUGCACAGGCGGACACCAUAGGCAGUAGCUACAGACAGAACAAUUUAGUUUUAACACUAAAACAGUUACUCUUAGUAAACAAAAUUUGGAGUUUAUCAACGAUGUCUGAGCGCAGGGACAAUCUUUACAGGGCGAAAUUGGCUGACCAGGCAAAACGUUACGCGGACAUGGCCGAGGCCAUGAAGAAGACCGUUAAGAUGGGCGAUGAGCUGACUGUGGAGGAGCGCCACCUGCUCUCGGCGGCAUUCAAGAACCAGAUUGGUAAGCUGCGCUCUUCAUGGCGCGUGGUAAACUCGAUCCAAAAGAAGGAGGAGGCCGCCGGGAACGUGGAGAGCCUGGCGGCUAUCCGUACCUACCGUGAGCAGUUGGAGAACGAGCUCGGUGACGUCUGUAUGAGCGUACUAGACUUGGUCAACACACAUCUGGUGCUUGUAGACACUGACAACGAGAACAAAGUAUUCUACAGCAAGAUGCAGGCUGACUACUCUCGCUACUUGGCCGAGUUCACCACCGGCCCGGAACUCAAGGAGGCGUCAAAGAAGGCGCAGGCCUCCUACAAUAGAGCCUGGCAACUGGCAACGGAUCUGCCUCCCACACACCCCUUGCGCCUGGGUCUGGCCCUGAACUUCUCGGUGUUCCACUACGAGAUCAUGCACUCAAUCGAGCAGGCCAUCGCCUUCGCAAGGUCCGCUUUCGAUAAUGCCCUUGGCGACCUGGAUAAACUGAGCGAAGAAAACUACAAAGACUCGACACUCAUCAUGCAGCUGCUCCGCGACAACCUUACACUAUGGAUUGCCGCCAAGCAAAUAAUGAACAUUGACGGUGAUGGCGCGCCUAAAAACCAGAAUUAGCAGGGACAGCUGGAUAAAUAGGAUAAGUUUUGAUUUAAGUAGACUCUCCCUACACUUCUUUGAAACACUACAGACAAUAAACAAUGUGACAGCCUCAUAUUGCGGAUGCAGGUUGAAGGUCAUGACGAUUAAGGGAAAAGAAUCACAAAG
Molecule: messenger RNA, 1050 nt
Organism: Drosophila miranda
Lineage: Eukaryota; Metazoa; Arthropoda; Insecta; Diptera; Drosophilidae
Product: 14-3-3 protein epsilon-like
Exons: 3
Coding region: 151-900 (249 amino acids)
Biological process (GO): signal transduction
Cellular component (GO): cytoplasm
Source: RefSeq, a predicted model, not a curated record